GUUCUUCUUUUUAGAUAAUUUCCCCUAAAUUUUGUUUUAUAGGCUCCACUUCUCUGUUUUUUUCCCAUCUAAUUAUUUUUUUGCCCGAAUCCGAUCCAGAUCGGAUUCAAAAACAUGGUGGCAACGAGACGGUUACGCGACCUCCAAUCGCAGGCUGGUAAUAGAACUUGCGUCGAUUGCAACCAAAAGAAUCCCCAAUGGGCUUCGGUUUCCUACGGUGUUUUCAUGUGCUUAGAAUGCUCCGGUAAACACCGUGGCUUAGGCGUCCACAUCUCAUUCGUCCGAUCGGUCACCAUGGAUUCGUGGUCCGACAUCCAGAUCAAGAAGAUGGAAUCCGGCGGUAACGACAAGAUCAACGCCUUUUUGGCUCGGUACGGGAUCCCUAAAGAAACCGAUAUCGUUACCAAAUAUAUCACCAAUGCCGCCAGUAUUUAUCGUGAUCGUAUCCAGGACCUUGCCGAGGGCCGCCCGUGGAAGGAUCCAUCGUUUGUGAAAGAGACUCUCAACGGAGGUUGUGGUAGUAGAAAACCGCCGUUGAGCGGUGGUGCGAGCAGGGGCAGUAAUCAUAAUGAUAGUAAUAAUAAUGAAGGGUGGGAUAAUUGGGAUAAUGACGAUUCUUUUAGAUCUUCGAAUGAUAUGAGGAGGAAUCAAUCGGCGAAUGAUUUUAGAGACGGGAAUAAGAAUGGUGGUGAAGCAGCAGGUGCUCCAAUGAGGUCGAUGUCCACAGAGGAUAUAUACACUAGAUCGGAGAUGGAGGCUUCAGCGGCGAACAAGGAGAGGUUCUUUGCGAGGAAGAUGGCGGAGAAUGAAUCCAGGCCAGAAGGUCUACCACCUUCACAAGGAGGGAAAUACAUUGGGUUUGGUUCCACUCCUACGCCUACCCAGAGGAAUAAUGAUCCUCAGGGUGAUGUGCUCUCUGUUGUUUCUCAGGGGAUUGGGAUGUUAUCAUUAGUUGCAGCAUCGGCUGCCCAAUCUGCUGCAAGUGUUGUUCAAGCAGGAACGAAGGAGUUAAGCACCAAGGUUAAGGAGGGUGGCUAUGAUGCCAAGGUUAACAAAACCGUCAGCGUAGUCACCGCAAAGACAUCGGAGAUUGGCCAGAGAACAUGGGGGAUCAUGAGAGGUGUCAUGUUAUUAGCUACACAUAAGGUUGAGGAGUAUGCGAAAGACGGCAUGAACUGGAACAACGAUAACUUGCAGCAAAACGAACCCGAGAAAAAUGGAUAUCAUCAGGACUGUAACCAGGGGAAAAAAGGACGUAAUUCUACUUCUAGAGGACAAUCCUCCUCUGUUGGGAAUCAUAAUUCUUGGGAUGACUGGGACAAUAUGAAGGAAGGUACUGCAAAGGAGACUAAUAGCAACGAUGGUUGGGCUGGCUGGGAUGAUGGAUUUGAUAAUUUCCAUAAUGGUGAAUCUGAUAAAGGAGUUGUUGGUCACAACCGAAAAUCGGGUGCCACCGGAUCGGGUGUACGCUUUCGUUAAGGUUAAUUUCUUAUUUAUUCCUCUGAAUUACCAACACUGAAUUAGAUC
This is a messenger RNA of Hibiscus syriacus, 1527 nucleotides long. Its product is annotated as probable ADP-ribosylation factor GTPase-activating protein AGD6. Gene Ontology annotation, biological process: vesicle-mediated transport. Lineage: Eukaryota; Viridiplantae; Streptophyta; Magnoliopsida; Malvales; Malvaceae. The transcript has 3 exons. Bases 115 to 1479 code for a protein of 454 amino acids. Gene Ontology annotation, molecular function: GTPase activator activity. The record is from RefSeq and is a predicted model, not a curated record.